AUGGUUCGCGUUUGUGUGUUUACAGUGGCGGAUGCAGCAGUAUCGGAACGACGUCGAAACUUUGUUUCCCGAAUGAAUUCCUCUUCGGCGUCGCGACAGCCUCAUAUCAAAUUGAAGGCGCGUGGAAUGUCUCUGGCAAAGGUGAGAACAUUUGGGACAGGUAUACUCACACUCGUCCAGAGCGUAUCUUCGACCACAACACCGGCGACGUGGCCGCCGACUCCUACCACCAUUACAAGCAGGACGUCAAGCUGCUCAAGGACCUGGGAUGAAAUAAAUCAAGACGGCAUAAAAUACUACAAGAAUGUGAUCGAGGAGCUUCGUCGGAACGGCAUCGAGCCGCUGGUGACCAUGUACCACUGGGACCUGCCGCAGCCGCUGCAAGACCUGGGCGGCUGGACCAACCCCGUCAUCGCUGAAUACUUCUUCGAUUACGCAAAGGUCCUCCUAGAUAACUUCAGCGAUAGCGUCAGGUUCUGGUUAACAUUCAACGAGCCGUUUACGUUUUGUCACGACGGGUACGGCGGCAGCGACGCGCCCGGCGACCGCUCCAGCGGCAUGGAGGACUACCUGUGCGCGCACACCGUGCUGCGGGCGCACGGGGCCGUCUACCGCAUGUUCCACAGAUAUUACAAGCCGAUAAACAAUGGUUUAAUGGGCAUAACGCUCGACCUAGCCUGGAUUGAACCCGCGUCCACGUCGGUGGAGGACCGCGAGGCCGCCGAGAUCGCACGACAGUUCAUCUUUGGAUGGUACGCGCACCCAAUAUUCACAAAGGAUGGUAAUUAUCCUCCUGUCAUGCGCAAGUUGAUAGACGAAAUGUCAACACGGCAGAACUUUGUGAGGUCACGUCUACCCCACUUCACUAUUGAGGAAGUGGAGAUGAUCCGGGGCGCUUACGAUUUUAUGGGAUUAAACCACUACACAACGUACCUGGCUACGAAGACCAGUCGGCCGAUCAGUCCUAUACCCUUCUUCGACGCCGAUAUGGGAGUGAAGUUAUCACAGAACAAGGAUUGGCCUAAAUCAAACUCUACAUGGUUGAAGGUGGUACCAUGGGGCCUCAGGAAGACACUCAAUUGGAUUAAGAGCACAUACAACAACCCUCCAGUGCUGAUCACCGAGAACGGUAUAUCUUUGGAACCAGGUUUACACGAUCCACGCCGAAUCAACUAUAUAGACGGAUAUUUGAGAGCCCUUCACGCAGCUAUAACCAAAGAUGGAUGUAACGUAUACGGGUACACCUACUGGAGUCUUAUAGAUAACUUUGAAUGGACCAGAGGAUACUCUGAGCGGUUCGGUCUGUUCGAGGUGGAUUACAAUUCAGAUGAACGCGUCCGCACGCCGCGACAGUCAGCCGCGUACUACUCAAAUAUUGCUACCACAAAAUGCUUACCCGAUACAUACUCCGGAUAUAAAUUAUAGUUUUAAAAUAACAAUUGUUAUAAUAAAUAUAAAU
Messenger RNA from Diatraea saccharalis (sugarcane borer), 1459 nucleotides. NCBI's taxonomy places the organism in Eukaryota, Metazoa, Arthropoda, Insecta, Lepidoptera, Crambidae. The record is from the annotation of a GenBank genome assembly.